Messenger RNA from Paramacrobiotus metropolitanus, 2531 nucleotides. Its product is annotated as delta-like protein B. Bases 124 to 2427 code for a protein of 767 amino acids. Gene Ontology annotation, molecular function: calcium ion binding. The transcript is spliced from 8 exons. Gene Ontology annotation, biological process: cell communication; Notch signaling pathway; multicellular organism development. The record is from RefSeq and is a predicted model, not a curated record. Lineage: Eukaryota; Metazoa; Tardigrada; Eutardigrada; Parachela; Macrobiotidae. Gene Ontology annotation, cellular component: membrane.
UCGGGAAACAGAAUAAGUCAGUGGUCGCGCGAGUGGACAUUUCAGUCAGUGCCAGCUGUUGCUUUUCCAAUUUUCGGAAUAUAUGUGAUUAUCUUGGAUAUCGCGCAUGCACUGAACAUUUUGAUGCUUUUUUUAUCAGAAUUGAGCUCAUUUUAUUGUAUCGAUGCGCCAAUUUUCGUUUCCAUGCAUCUGAUAUCAAUGUAUCAAAAAAUGUAUGCCAUUAAUUUGUGUGUUAUGGUAAUCCUGCUCGUUGUAUCCUUUGGUCAAUCGCAAACACAGGCGUCUGGGGUGUUUGAAAUCCGACUAAAGACCGUGGAAAAAUUAACCUUUACAAUUGAUCGUGUGGGAGGCUGCUGCAAAAACGCUAAUGGCGAAUGCUCCGAUGAAUGUAAUGCCUAUUUUCGGAUCUGCCUGAAACACUUCCAGAGUAAUAUUGUUGCCGACCCACCCUGCACCUUCGGUGCGGUAAAAAUCUCGCCAACCUCUGAUGCCGACGGUGUGGACAAUUCAAUUCUGGAGAAAUUUACGACCAAGGCAUUCCCGUUUAAAUUCAAAUGGCCGGAGUCAUUUUCGGUAGUUAUCGAAGCCUGGCACCAACCGCAGCCAUCCCCCAUCGAUCAUCACGCAAUGGAGGACAACCGCAGUCGUACUGAUGACCAACUGCUUGCGCAGUUCUCAGCCCACCACACCCUCCGACCCCAUGCCAACUGGACGGAGGUGGCGGCUUUCAGCACGGGUACGAAUACGCCGCUGUUCUACGCGUACCGCAUUGUCUGCAAUGAGCACUACUAUGGGAUCGGCUGUGAAAAUUUCUGCCAAGCCCGCAAUGAUACCCAUGGACAUUACAUGUGCAGUAAGAAUGGCGCCAAAAUCUGCUCAAACGGAUGGACUGGCCCCUAUUGCGAAAUUCCAAUUUGCUCCCCCGGAUGCCACGCGCAAAAUGGAUACUGCGAAGUUCCAAACGAGUGCAAGUGCCGUCUUGGUUGGCAAGGGCGUGACUGUUCGGAAUGUAUCCGCUAUCCCGGUUGCGAGAGAGGCACAUGCCAGCAGCCUUUCCAGUGUAAUUGCGAUGAGGGUUGGGGUGGCCUCUUCUGUAGUCUAGAUCUGAAUUACUGCACUCACCAUCAGCCAUGCGACAAUGGUGGCACGUGUGCCAAUACUGGUCAAGGAAGUUAUACGUGCACAUGCGCCGACGGCUUCACUGGACGCAACUGUGAAUUGCGGAAGAAUCCAUGUGUUAUUGAACCUUGCCGGAAUGAUGGAGUUUGUCGAUCGAGCAGACCCGGAAAUUAUACAUGCGAUUGUCAAGAAGGAUUUUUCGGCAAAAAUUGCGAAUCCACCACCCGCACUUGUGUUGACUCCCCGUGCAGAAAUCAAGGCCUGUGCCACGAUAACCCCGCCACCGGCUACGAAUGCUCGUGCCCUUCGGGGUACACCGGCAAGAACUGUGAGCACCGUGUGGGUCUGUGUAGUCAGAACCCGUGCAAAAAUGGCGGUACAUGCGCUGACCUGUUGAACACAUUCUCCUGCACAUGCCCGGCCGGAUUCGCUGGCUCCACCUGCCAAGUGAUCCAGCAGCAGUCCGUUGACAACUGCUCACUCACUCCGUGCUUGAAUGCUGGCACCUGCAUCCACGAUGACCGUCAUCACACCUACACCUGCCUGUGCCCGGCCGGCUACGAUGGUGCCCUAUGCCAGCAGCCACUCUACGAUAAGUGUGCCGAUAAUCCCUGCCAGCACGGUGCCAGUUGUGAGGAUCGGAAAGAAGGCGGUUUUCUCUGUCAUUGCCCGCAGGGAUUUGUCGGCAAGUUGUGCGAUAUCCCCGAUGAGACCAACAGUAUUGAACGCCUAUCCAUGACCGGAUCAACAUUGCGCCUACAGAGCGCCAACUCUGUGGCAAACGGCCUGACAUCCGCCCAGUUGUACGGGGCCAUCGGCGGCGGGGUGGUACUGGUGGUCCUCAUCGUGUUGGUUGGCUGGGCUGGUUGGCGCUGUGUCGCUAUGAAGAACCGCCAGCGGGAGCAGCGAAAACGCGCAACACCGGCAACGGAAGUGAACUUCAGCAUGAACAACCUCCAUAAGGCUCCGUAUUCGAUCCCUCACGGUCCCAAGGAAUGGAAGCCAAUUGUGACGGUGCAGACGGAAGCGGAGGAGUACUACGCGGUGCUGCCGAAACGGAACAAUGGAUGCCCGCCAAUUUAUACGCCCAGCUCCUCAGCCAUGCCGCUGGCGGCGAGUGGAAGUGGGCCGUUAAUGAAAGAUGCGAUUUAUAUGAAAGUCAUGACGGAUCCACCACCGUAUCACUCUCACCACAACUAUCGUAAAUCAUACAUUUCGCAUGCUGAUAAAUUACUUGAUUCCAGUAAUAUUGAUGAAUCGUUUUCUGGUUACAAGACUCUGCCGCGGCGCAGCUAUGCAGUUUGUUGAUUUGAUUGAGAAUAUGACUUUUAUUAUCGCCUUUUGGGCUUCCUGUUAACAUUUUUAAAGCAAGUUAAUUUUUCUACAUCUUGUAUAAAUUGUUAUUAGGCCUU